This is a messenger RNA of Fukomys damarensis (Damara mole-rat), 2832 nucleotides long. Its product is annotated as zinc finger protein 324A. Lineage: Eukaryota; Metazoa; Chordata; Mammalia; Rodentia; Bathyergidae. The record is from RefSeq and is a predicted model, not a curated record. Gene Ontology annotation, molecular function: DNA-binding transcription factor activity, RNA polymerase II-specific; RNA polymerase II cis-regulatory region sequence-specific DNA binding. Gene Ontology annotation, biological process: regulation of transcription by RNA polymerase II. The coding region runs from base 696 to 2135 and encodes 479 amino acids. The transcript is spliced from 4 exons.
CAGCCCAUAGCAAUAUAUCUAUAUCUAUAUCUGUCUUUUACAUUUCAAGAUAGUCUUGCUAAGUUAGUUGCUAUAUGGCACAGGCUGGAAUAGAAAUUGUGAUUCUCCUGCUUCAGCCUUCCAGAGUGCUGGGAUCACAGGCAUAUGCCACCAAGCCUAGCCAGUUAGAAUUUUAAAAGUAUCCCCCCCCGCAAAAAAAAAGUAUCCCACCUUUUGCUGAGUGGAGAACAGGAGUGUGAAGGGAGGCUCUUUCUGUAGUCCAGGUGGGCAAUGAUAACUCCUGAAUCAAAUGGAGUAGUGGUGGGGGAAAAUAGUUGGAUUGUGGAUAGAUCUGCUUAUGUGUGAGGUGUGUGGUGUGACCGAGUGUUGUGAGUAAAGAACUGUCCCAAGAUUUUCAGCCUGGGUGCCUGGAAGAAUGGAAUUGCUAUGGACAGAACAAGAAUUGGAAGAGAAAGGUGAUUUCUUUCAGGGCAAAGAUCAGGAGUCUGUGAUGUCCUAGAGUGGAGGUGUCAGAGGAUACGAACCUUUGGUGUCAAUUGAGAGUUCCAGUGUUCUAGGCCAAGCAGGGUCUGGGAAUUGGACUGAAGAGAAGAUGACCCCAUGGACUGGACCGAGGGUAGUCAGAACUGAGAGGCAACAAGAGCGAGAAUGGCCAGGACUCCCAGGGCUGUCGGUGGAGGACCUGUCAGGGCCUGAUGGCCUUCGAGGAUGUGGCCGUGUACUUCUCCCGGGAGGAAUGGGUGCUCCUGGAUACGGGCCAGAGGGCCCUAUACCGCCACGUGAUGCUGGAGAACUUCGCACUUGUGGCCUCACUGGGAUUUUUCUCCUCCCCACCUCGUGUGAUCAUCCAGCUGCAGCGUGGUGAGGAACCUUGGGUUCCCAGUGGGAAGGACUCCAUCCUGGGCAGGAAUGCUUACAGGACGCUGGGCCUGGGUUCCCAUUGUGUUGCUGAGCACAGAAGCACUUCCAGAGAAGCCACAAUGCCAGGGGCCUUCUCUGGCACCUGCCCUGGCCCUCUUGCUAGUGUCCCGCCAGACACCACACCAUCCCGAGAGAGGAAACCCACGGGAGUUUCAGUGAUCUAUUGGGAAAGGCUCCUGCUGGGUUCGGGGCUGCGGCUGAGCUCCCCACAGAGGGGUGUCGGGCCCAGGGACAAGGACCCAGAGGAUCGGUCAUCGGUGCCUCCAUCUUCCCUCGACCGACACCCAGGGGAUCAUGGUGCACCCUGGGGGUUAGGGUUAGGGGAGGAGCUGGGGGAGCCAGGGCCCCUCCCAGGGGAGAAGCCCUUCGAGUGCACGGCCUGCAGCAAGGUGUUUGUGAAGAGCUCCGACCUACUGAAGCACCUGCGCACACACACUGGUGAACGGCCCUACGCGUGCGUGCAGUGUGGCAAGGCCUUCAGCCAGACCUCACACCUGACGCAGCACCUUCGCAUACACAGCGGCGAGACACCUUACGCCUGCCCAGCCUGUGGCAAGGCCUUCCGCCACAGCUCCUCGCUCGUGCGCCACCAGAGAAUCCACACGGCCGAGAAGGCCUUCCGCUGUGGUGACUGUGGCAAGGCCUUCAGCCACGGUUCAAACCUCAGCCAGCAUCGCAAGAUCCAUGCGGGAGGUCGGCCCUACGCAUGUGCUCGCUGCGGCCGCCGUUUCUGCCGCAACUCGCACCUGAUUCAGCAUGAGCGCACGCACACGGGUGAGAAGCCCUUCGCCUGCGCGCUCUGCGGCGCUGCCUUCAGCCAGGGCUCCUCGCUCUUCAAACACCAGCGUGUGCAUACAGGUGAGAAGCCCUUCGCCUGUGCUCAGUGCGGCCGCGCCUUUAGCCACAGCUCCAACCUCACACAGCACCGGCUGCUGCAUACGGGUGAGCGGCCCUUCCGCUGUGCAGACUGUGGCAAGGCCUUCGCCAAGGGUGCUGUGCUGCUCAGCCACCGUCGCAUCCACACAGGUGAGAAGCCCUUCGCCUGCACGCAGUGCGGCCGUGCCUUCCGUGAGCGCCCCGCGCUCUUCCACCACCAGCGGAUCCACACAGGUGAGAAGGCCUUGCGGCGGCCAAGGGCCAGGCCUCCCCCAGUGGAGGAAGUGGCAGGAAAGGAGGUCAGGGCUCCAGCCGGCUCUGGCCCCACCCAGGCCUGAGUCCUUUGCACAUGGCGACAGGGUUGGCCACAGCCUAUGCUUCUGCCCUCGGAAAAGUCGUGAUGCAGAGACGUCGGGCGUUUAACCAGAGGCUGGGCUUGCCCUGAACCUGGACAGCCCCAGGAAGCCAGCAGAGACAGCCCAGCUUACAGGCUCUUUUUGAGUGCUUCACAGGGACAAGAGGCCUGGACAGGCCUGUCUGCACAUGCACUAGCAGCUUUCCCCAGGCCUCUGCCAUGUGGGGAUUUCUUUGGGCCUGCCCAGACCUCUGAAGGCUUUGGAAAUGGAGGUUUGAGGGCUGGCCUGGGCAGGUGACUGGGCUGAGCCUCAGCUUCUUCCUCUGAGGGGAAGAAAUAAGUCUGGGCCCACCCUGACUAGCAGGAUCCUGAUAGGGUCCCACAUGUUCACCAACAGUCCCUCUAGAUACUGGAAAUUUUCUCCUGUGAGCCCUGUGCUGGUGUCUAUCGCCACUUAAAAAAUGAGGAAGUAGAGGCGCAGAGAGGGGAAGUGAGUUUCUCAGGGCACAUAGCAGAAAUAUACUAAUACUCAGGCACAGCAGGCUCUGAGAAAAUAUGGCCUCAGCAGUGGAAAGACAGAUGAAGGAUACUGUCCCUGGCUAUACCAAGCCCUGUCACCAGCUCUGGACACCGAAGUCAGUGUUUGAGGGACUUUUAUAUCUAAGACUAUGGUAAUAACU